UGAGUAGGAGUUUAAUUUUAAGUAAACUGUUUUCUUUUGAGCAAAGAAUCCUGAGCUACAUUAUCCGUUGGGUAAUGUGUUUCUGGGUUCUCAACAUAUAAGUAAAAGACUCGAUUGUCAUGACCAGAAUGCCUAUGGUCGUGAGAUUACUAGAUCCGGGCUAAUCGGAGUCGAAAACCAAGAAUUUCUUGCUGCUUCGUCAUGAUAUUAAAGUAGUAUCUCUAACUACUAAUUCUCCCCCUUGGUUCAUAUCGAAAGUUUCAGCUGAUGCCCAACUUUUCGAAGAAAAAAAUCAAGGCCAUGUUUCUCAUAACCUUCGUUUGUUCUUAGCACAUAUUGGCAGCGAAACAAGUCUGAAUUGCAUCAACAUUGGAGAAGACACUCAUAUUUUGGCUUCUAAAAGCUCAAAUUCUGAAGCAUGGCAGAUUCUGAUGCUCCUGAAAUAUUGGAUAUUACUACGUACACAGCAGACAAACGUUGGCUAGAAAAUAUAUUUCGUGAUGUUUCUAAAUUGUCUGUAGCUAAGCAGACUGUGGUUGGUGGUAUAUCUGGCUGGUGUGCAGGAAUGCUUUUUGCAAAAGUAGGAAAAGUUGCUGCAGCAACUGUUGGAACAAGUCUUUUACUCUUACAGAUAGCCCAGCAUCAAGGUUAUGUUACAGUAAACUGGACCAAAAUUGAAAAGAGCAUGCAAACGGCCAAGGUUUCUAUUGAAAGAGACACCAAGAAAGCCUAUCCCCAUGUUGCAGCUUCAAUCAAAACAUUUUUCGCACAGAAUGUUUUCCUGGCAUCAGGUUUUGCUGGUGGUUUUCUGCUUGGAUUAUCAUCAUGAUGUCUUUACAAUUCCUUUUCUUCUCUAAUAAACCAUACAAAUAUAUAAUUCAAUAUAAGAA
Messenger RNA from Octopus bimaculoides (California two-spot octopus), 890 nucleotides. Its product is annotated as FUN14 domain-containing protein 1. Gene Ontology annotation, cellular component: mitochondrial outer membrane. NCBI's taxonomy places the organism in Eukaryota, Metazoa, Mollusca, Cephalopoda, Octopoda, Octopodidae. Gene Ontology annotation, biological process: autophagy of mitochondrion. The record is from RefSeq and is a predicted model, not a curated record.